Messenger RNA from Spea bombifrons (plains spadefoot toad), 1763 nucleotides. It is a transcript of the gene IL13RA1, whose product is annotated as interleukin 13 receptor subunit alpha 1. The record is from RefSeq and is a predicted model, not a curated record. Gene Ontology annotation, biological process: cytokine-mediated signaling pathway. Lineage: Eukaryota; Metazoa; Chordata; Amphibia; Anura; Pelobatidae. Bases 92 to 1438 code for a protein of 448 amino acids. Gene Ontology annotation, cellular component: external side of plasma membrane. Gene Ontology annotation, molecular function: cytokine receptor activity; protein binding. The transcript has 11 exons.
AGAGACUAGUUUGUUUCUAGUAAAGCUUUGGAGGAUCUCACUGGCAUCAUCUGAUCUGCAGACCUUAUGGAGGGCACAGCUCGGGAGUCCCAUGAUUUCCCCUAAAAAGAUGUGGGCAAGAACCUGCUGGCAGCUUGGCAUGGACCUGGGCUUCUGGCUGUCAGUGGGCUUCCUUACUGGAUCUGUAGCUGCAGCGAGUGAGCGGAAUGAUGUUUUUCCUCCAUACAACAUCACCAUGAAAAUGAACGUGUUUAACGUUCUGUGGGAGUGGAGUCCGCUUAUAGAUGGGGCAAAUUGUACCGUGUUUUAUACCAGUAUUAUGUCUGCAGGAAAGGGUAACAUGAAGGAGCUUUCUUUUAAGAAUAUUCACCCGAAUUGCACUCAUGAAGUGGAAAACAUUGAUUUGAACGGUUUCAUUCCUUUUAAAGUUGAAGCUGGAUGUAAGGACAAAACACAAGUUAAAUUAGUAAAUAUGUCAGUAGAGGUGCUAUCAGGUAAUCCAAAAACUGCCGUGAGAGAUUUCAGCUGUGUUUGGUACGAUUACGAGUACAUAAAUUGUACGUGGCAUCCUGGGACAGAGGCGCCCCCCAAAGCUAACUAUAGCUUGUUUUAUUGGCUGAAAAGCCAAAGUUCUGAUAUGGCGCUAAAACCAGUCCACCCCAUGAUAUUUGAGGAAUUUUUAGAAACUGGAAAGGUUUGUCAUCACUAUAACUACAAGGAUGGAACUUCCAUUGGAUGUUAUUUUGAAUACCAACAAUUGUAUAAUUUAGAAGAUUCAGAAGAGAUGCAAAUUGUGGUUACGGACAGAUUACAAAAACACAUCAGACCCUUCGUCUCCUAUGUGAAAGUUUACCAAAUAGUGCAGCUGAGUCCUCCGACUAUCACCAAUAUUUCAUGGACUGAAAACGCCCUGAGUGUCAUCUGGACUGUAGCGAAAGGGAAAAUCAAAGACUUAAACUUUGAAGUGAUCAUUACAGAUAUAACUAAUGGAAAACACAAAGAAUUUAAGUUGACGGGCAUCAACAGCAAAGAAUUUCCAGAUAUUUAUCCCUAUGCAGAUUACACAGUAAAAGUACGUGGAAGAAUAAGAGAAAUCUUGGGGUCUUACCCCUGGAGCGAGUGGAGCAAGGAAGAAACAUGCAAAGGCAAAGACAGUGGCCGGACCACCAGUUUGACCCUUCUAAUCCUAAUCCCCAUUAUCUUGACCGUUUUGGCAAUCUUCCUUGUCAUUUGUAUGAAAAGAUUGAAAUACAUUAUUUGUCCUCCAAUACCUGACCCUGGAAAAGUACUUAAAAAGUCCUUUGGGGAUCCAAACACUUUCCAGCACUUCAUCAAACGUAGGUAUGAAAAAGUUAAUGUUUGGAACAUGGCACAAAAGGAAGAGGUCUGUUCGGUUAUUUCGGUCGAACCAACCACGUGCUCAUCCCAAACAGAAUGACGCUUUAAUCUCUCUCAGAGUCAAGUGGAAAAAUGUGAAGAGGGGGUUUUCUAUUCUUGGGCCCUGGUUUAUAUUGUUCCACGGCAAUAUAAACAGAACUACGUGACUAUCCGACUACGGAAGACCCUGAUGAAUUAAACAAUUGGCCUGUGCUGUGUGGGUCAACAGAAGGUUAACCCACCAUGUAACCAAGCGUACAUUACGCUUUGGUUUGUGUUAAGAUGCCGGAUGUCCGAGUCGUGGUCUGUUCUGCUGCUUAUUUGUUUUUUGCACUAGGAAAAUAUUCAAGCUAAUAGGAGUAAUAAACUAUGGUGAGAAAAUGUGA